This is a messenger RNA of Pseudogymnoascus verrucosus, 1351 nucleotides long. RefSeq lists its product as uncharacterized. Gene Ontology annotation, molecular function: polygalacturonase activity. The record is from RefSeq and is a predicted model, not a curated record. Gene Ontology annotation, cellular component: extracellular region. The transcript is spliced from 4 exons. Gene Ontology annotation, biological process: pectin catabolic process. The coding region runs from base 226 to 1293 and encodes 355 amino acids. Lineage: Eukaryota; Fungi; Ascomycota; Leotiomycetes; Thelebolales; Thelebolaceae.
CUACCUUAAAGUUCAUGUUAAGCAUGGCCAAGAUCGGAUCUCUUCCCCGCAAUUUAAUCUACUUGACAGGGACGGAUUAUUGACCGACUCAAUGCUUGAUUAUAACCCUAGUAGGUCUUAGAAGCUUCCUUCAAGUAUAAGUUGAAGGCCUAGGCCGCCAAGAUACGAAGCUUUUUAAUCUCUAAUUUAACCAUCUUCCUUGCAUCGAAACCCGUGGACAUCAUAAUGGCAGCAAAAACUCUUUUUAGUCUUGCGUUGGCUUUCGCUGCGGUGGUGAAUGGACAAUCCAUCACUAUUAGCAAUUUCAACGAUGUAGCCUCGGCAAAGGCUUCAUAUACUUCGAUCACAAUAUCGUCGAUGGCUGUCCCUGCUGGAAAGACCUUGGAUCUCACUGGAUUAAAGACAGGCACAACUGUCACCUUCACUGGCACAACCACAUUCGCAUACUCGGCGUGGGUAGGACCCUUGGUAUCAGUGUCUGGCACGGACAUCACGGUCACAGGCACUGGUACAUUGGAUGGCAAAGGUGCCAGCUACUGGGAUGGCAAUGGUGGAAGUGGCGGCGUUAAAAAGCCAAAGUUUUUCCAAGCCCAUAACCUAAAUGGAAAGUCCAAGAUCACAGGGAUCACCAUCUUGAACUCUCCCGUCCAGGCAUGGUCUAUCGGAAGCUCCACAGGCCUUACAAUCAGCGGCGUUACUCUAAAUAACAAGGCCGGCACCGCCCUCGGUAAGAACACCGACGCCUUCGACAUUGGCUCUGUCGACCAGCUGACUAUCACCGGCGCCACCGUGUACAACCAGGAUGACUGUGUCGCUAUUAACUCAGGCACUAACAUUGUCAUUUCAAACAUGAACUGCAAUGGUGGUCACGGUCUGUCUAUUGGAUCCGUGGGCGGACGUGAUGACAACACAGUCCAGAAUGUCCAAAUCAAGGACAGCACCAUCACUGAUAGCGCCAUCGGUGUCCGAAUCAAGACCAAUGUCGGAACCACCGGUCUGGUGGAUAAGGUCACCUACUCAAACAUCAAGCUUAGCGGCAUUACUAAGUACGGUGUUAUCCUGGAGCAGGACUACAAUGGCGGAGACGCAAAGGGAACCCCUGACAACGGUGUGCCUAUUACCAACCUCGUCCUAUCUGGUGUCACUGGUACCGUCACCUCCGCAGGUAUGGACUUCUACAUUGAGUGCGGAUCCGGAUCUUGCUCCAACUGGACCUUUACCAACGUAGCUGUUACUGGUGGUGGCAAGACAUCGAAGUGUAACUACACUCCUUCUGGCUUCACCUGCAAAUAGAGACUCGUUCCCUGGGUUUGAGGAGAGUCUCUCAACUUUAUAAAAGAUAAAAUACGGC